AUGAGUCUCUGCUUUGUUUGUUUUGGUAGCGAUUGCUGGGCAAUUCGAAAUGCUGCAUCGCAACUGUUCGCUGCACUGCUCACGCGCGUGUUCGGUGUUCCUCAAAAUGUUCAGCGUUCUUUCCAUCCACAUCAGAAAAAUCGUAUCUCGUCCUAUGAAUUUUUCACGAGGUAUGCUUAA
Molecule: messenger RNA, 180 nt
Organism: Gongylonema pulchrum
Lineage: Eukaryota; Metazoa; Nematoda; Chromadorea; Rhabditida; Gongylonematidae
Source: the annotation of a GenBank genome assembly